Molecule: messenger RNA, 264 nt
Organism: Colletotrichum abscissum
Lineage: Eukaryota; Fungi; Ascomycota; Sordariomycetes; Glomerellales; Glomerellaceae
Exons: 1
Source: RefSeq, a predicted model, not a curated record
CCCCCCGCCGCCGAUGAUGAAAGUACGGUUCGGACGACUCUGAAACCCCAAGUGAAGCACCUCAAAGGCCGCCAAACGGCCCCUCCAACCGGAACCAACACCAAGUUGCCAACCCCUCUUCUGGCGGAAAUCUCAUCGGCCUCAUCCCGGUACGGCACCCAAACAUCCGAUCCAGAGCCCUUUGCCGCUUCCCACAUGAUCAUGCGGGAAGCUCCUGAAAGUGUAAUGCGAAUUGGGCUAUUGGAGGACGAAGAAGAGAGUUAG